Molecule: messenger RNA, 4270 nt
Organism: Bombus terrestris (buff-tailed bumblebee)
Lineage: Eukaryota; Metazoa; Arthropoda; Insecta; Hymenoptera; Apidae
Gene: Clk
Product: circadian locomoter output cycles protein kaput
Exons: 12
Coding region: 609-2816 (735 amino acids)
Biological process (GO): regulation of transcription by RNA polymerase II; circadian regulation of gene expression
Cellular component (GO): nucleus; cytoplasm; CLOCK-BMAL transcription complex
Molecular function (GO): RNA polymerase II cis-regulatory region sequence-specific DNA binding; DNA-binding transcription factor activity, RNA polymerase II-specific; protein dimerization activity
Source: RefSeq, a predicted model, not a curated record
AUGGCCGCAUAAGCUAAUCUCGGUACGCUAUAUUUAUAAACUGGAAAACCAUAUCUAUAAACUCAGCGAACGUCGGAAAAGAAUAUUGGGAGAUUCUACGAACGUUAGAGAAGAAAAUCGUGCAACGGUGGAAUUUGGCGAAUGAAGCACGCAGUGUCACUGCAAUUUCUGUUUUCAAAUCCGAGCAUGCGUUCUGCCAUCGUGAGUUCGCAGCCGUGUUCUCGGUAUUAGAGCCCCACAGAAUUGAACGCGUACAACUUCAGACGGUGCAACGAGAGACCUUCCAUUGCGAAGUCGUACGUAAGCGUCGCACGUACAUACGUGCAUGCACCGUAAGCUAUCUCGAGCGAUCGUUAGAGGCUUCAUCGACGGAUUUUGCUGGCGCGCUAACCAGUGACUCGUCUGUUGGCGCGUGUCGUUCGAAAAAUGUGUCGGCGCUUGCCGCGGAAGUGGCACCCCGAACUUGUGAAUUCUACGUGGUCGACGAAUACUCGUCAACAGGGGAAACCUCGAGAGAACGAGGAUCGCGAGAUCUGAAGCUACUGAUCGACGGCGUGUCCGCGACAACACGCAUACACGGACGUGACAGCGCACAUACGUCAAGUUACAUGGCGAGUUAUUCACGAGGGCGAUCCUCCAGACAGUCCGACUUCCUGUUCAGUGAUACGAUGGACGAUGACGUUGACGAGAAGGAUGACACGAAACGAAAAUCACGAAAUCUGAGCGAAAAGAAACGGAGAGAUCAGUUCAAUAUGCUCGUGAACGAACUUGGUAGCAUGGUCAGCUCGAAUACGAGGAAAAUGGAUAAAUCCACAGUACUGAAGUCCACCAUUUUAUUUUUAAAAAAUCACAACGCUGUCAGAUCGAGGGUACACGAGAUUCAAGAAGAUUGGAAACCGUCGUUCUUGUCCAACGAAGAAUUUACGCAUCUAAUAUUAGAGGCUCUGGACGGUUUUAUAAUGGUAUUUUCUUCAAGCGGCCGCAUUUAUUAUGUGUCUGAAAGCGUCACGUCUCUUCUCGGGUAUCUUCCGAACGAACUGGAGAACACGACGAUCUACGAUAUCACUUAUCAAGAGGAUCAAUCUCCUCUCUACAACGUACUUCUGAAUCCUGCAAUCACAAAAGACCAACGAAACAUUAAACAGGAGGAGAAAAUAUCUUUUUCGUGUCAUAUCAAAAGAGGAGGCAUAAACGUUCAAGAAAAUCCAAUAUACGAGCUUGUGCAAUUUGUCGGAUAUUUUCGUUCUGACGUCGAUACGGACGCGGAUAACUUGCUUCCGAACACGAAAUUCAGCAAUACUAGUGGAAUAGAUACGAAAUUAGUUUUCGUGGGUACAGGACGCCUCCAGACGCCACAAUUGAUUCGCGAAUUAUCGGUGAUGGAUAACACAAAAUCGGAAUUCACUUCGCGACAUAGCCUCGAGUGGAAAUUCUUAUUUCUGGAUCAUCGAGCGCCGCCUAUCAUCGGAUAUUUGCCAUUCGAAGUGUUAGGCACGUCUGGAUAUGAUUAUUAUCACGUAGACGACUUGGACAAGGUGGUUACUUGCCACGAAUCACUGAUGCAGAAGGGUGAAGGAACCUCCUGUUACUACAGAUUCCUCACGAAGGGGCAACAAUGGAUAUGGUUGCAAACUAGAUUUUAUAUCACGUACAAUCAGUGGAAUUCGAAGCCAGAAUUUAUCGUCUGCACGCAUUACGUUGUCAGUUACAUCGAUGUGAUUAAGGAAUUGCGUAAGGAGUCGGAAAGUUUUAACAAGGAGCAGAGUCAGGAUGUUCUGAUGCCAGUGGAACAACAGGUGACCACGUCUUGUCCAGUUCCUCCGACACAAUGGCCAGCGAAAUCGUCGAAAACGUCGAAAUCGAUAGCAUCGAACACACGGCCACGACAUCACGUGGAGAGCUCCGAUAGUUCGUCGAUGUCGGCGUCUAUGCAAAGCUCGCCGCAUUCGCAAAUAACGCACGUUUCACGAUCGAAAGGCGCCUCGGCGAAUAGCUCUGUGCCGUCGAAAACUCAAAUGCCUCAAAUCGAUAACAGACAACAGCAGCAACAACAGCAGCAGCAGCAACAGCCGCAACAACAAUCUUUGUUGGAGGUUGAUCAAAGUUGCAUCAACUUUAUGGAACAAGCGCAGUACACGACUGUUAAUUUGCAACCUGUGGUUAGCACAGGCUUCGUAACUCCUGCCGCGCCAAUUAUAUCCACAUUGCCAACACACGAGAUGUUACAUCAGCAAGAUAUCGUGAUGACACCAGCACAGAAUCAAAUUCAAGACGAGCUGCAACGGAAACACGAAGAACUGCAACAAUUAAUAGUGCAUCAGCAAGAAGAGUUACGAAGAGUGUCGGAACAGUUGUUCAUAGCUAGAUACGGUAUUUUAUCGCCGUUGCUCAACACGGGCAUGCCGUACAAUACUGCGAAUACGUGUCAACAGAUGAAUAGGUGCAACACGAACAAUUCGAACGUUCAGUUGCCGACGUCUAGUAACGUUCAAGGAGUAAACGUUCUUCCUUUACCGAUUACCGUUCCAGUACCAAUCGUGCCUACAGAGUUGUUCUCUCAUCCGUUGACAGUCAGUCCAGUGCCAACGAUGUCGACUACGGCGCAAGGUAACGUAGGUACGAUGAUCCAAACGCAACAGCAGCAGCACCAGCAGCUGCAACAUCAGCAGCAACAGUCUCAACAGCAAGCACCAACGCGACAAAAUGGCAACCCACCGGAUCUCGUGCCUUUCCAAAUGUGUCCACAUCAAGCGGAUAUACUGUAUAACGAGAUAGAGCCAUCCGCGAAUCAACAACAGAGAUCGUCGCAAAAUUGAAAAAAUCCCUUUCUUCGAUUCUCUAUCGGGGAUCUCCGUUGAAAUUCUUCGGUUAAGGAACUGAUAUUUGAAGUUGAAAAGAAAUUUGAUCGGGGAUUCGUCCAAGAUGGAAUGGAUAUCGAGGAACGUAGCUUCGAUCGUCGCGAAUCGAAACGCGUCAUGCAAUUCUGUUCGCGUCUCAGAAACGAGACACGAAGAAUUUCGUAUUUUUAUACAAAUGUGAGAUGUAUGUACAAAAUAUAUUCCGUGUAAGAAGCGAAGUCGUGUUUGUAACGCAGAUGAUGAGAAUUUCUGUUUGCUUUGAUCGAUCCUCUCGAUCAUAUUUGCAUUAAUUUUUUGAAAAGAAGAAAAAUUCGACUAAAAAGAGAUUUUUUGUGCUAAAGAAAAGAUAAAGAAUUCAAGUCCAUGGUACUUUUUAUCGUUGUGACGCAUUCUCGAGUGUCAAAAUUCUCUUGCAUAUCGUGUAUAUUUGUCUGUUUAAUUUACGUCGAAAGUACCAUACUAAAAAUUCGCUGCAAAACUCCUUCGUUAUUUAUUUACGAUCUACGCGAGAUAAUUUUUCAAAACGUCGAUAUUUAUUCCUUGAAGUUUAAGGGGCCACUUUGUAUCUCCCACGACGUAUAUACAUAUGUGUAAAAAUUCUGUAUAAAGUUUAUCCACUCGGUGAAACCGUAUGCGUGAACUGGCUCUUUGAGUCGGACAUAACAAAAGAAUAGUUGUUUGAUUGAUUUAAAAAAGUACAAAACACAGGUAAAAUUACUUGGAACUCUGAUCGAACGCUUUGUGUUCAAAAUACGUGUGUAUCUCAGACGAUAAAGUUUGAGAAUUAUUUUUGUUAUUCACCGGACCACAUAGAACAUAGAAACUAAAAAGAACCGAAUUUUUCAAAAAACAGGGUAUAUUUACAUAUGUAUGUAUACAAGGUAUUUUUGUUACGAAUUCUCAACGUCUUUUUUUUUCGUAAACGAUAGAUUUGUCCCAUUUCUCUCACAAACCUACCGCUUGUUAGAAAAACACUGGCGUCUAAUACCACAAAUUUACCUUGUAUAUAUAUAUAUAUGGUUAUGAAGGCGAAAAAAAGAAAGUACAAUAAUAUAUUUUGUUGUAAAUGUAUCACAAUAAUAAGCUACUUGUAAAUGUACGUGUCUAUAGAGAAACAACGUGUAUUAUACCCGUGUGUAUGGCAUCGAAAUCGAUAUAUUUUACGAUCAUGAUCGUGUUAGAUGGAUUAUACAUAUGUAUGUAUACAUAUUACACGUGUUAUACGUAUAUUUAUUGAAACAUAGGAUUCAUAUACAUUCCGAUGAAUUAGCCGAAUCCCGAUAAACGUAUCUGCAGGCUAUUACGUGUUAAGACAAUAACUUUUCUCACGUAUGAUUGUAAAUUAUGGUAUAAAAAUUUGAGAAUUAUAUACAUAUUCAACGUGCAAAUAAAGGUUCCUAAAAACAGCGAGA